GGGCGGUGGAGCUCCUCUUCCCCUGAAGAGGGAAAGGGAGGGGGUCUCAGGGAGAGAGGCGGUGCUGCUGCCGCUGCGGCUGCUGCUCUCGCGCGUUUGAGCUGCCGCGGGAACUCGCGAGGGGCGGGGCCCCGCGGGGCCCCGCCCACCCCUUAUAAAUAGGGCCGAAGCGUCGGGCAGCCGGGGCUGGUUGGAAUGUGGGGCUGGUGUUACUUGUUGCGUUACCGCCGGGACGGGGGACCCCUGCGCGCGGGUGGGUGGGCGUGGGGAUCCCGCCAGCGGCAGCCGUCGAGCCAGGGCCCCCGGCCGCACCCUGGUUCCGCUAAGGUCCCGGCCGGAGCGGAGGGCGCCCGCUCGCCGCGGGAAACGGCGCUGCCGCUCAGUGGCCCUGGCCCCCGAUGCAAAGAGUUUACUUUUGGAAAGCCUCGCUGCCGGCUCCGAUUAGGUAGCCGGGUUUUAAGCCUCUAAGGAAGAGUCCCUGCCGCCGGUCGAGUGUGUGAGGGCACGACCCCCGGGCUGCGCUGCACCUGCAGCUCCCGGGCCCCGCGUGCGCCACCACGCCUGCCCCGCAGAAAGGGAACCCCGGAGGGCUCGGCUUUUGUCGCCCUGUACCCGAGAGCCAUCCCUGCGUGUGACCCUUAAACUUGCCUAAGUGCCUCCAGGGCCAGGCUCGCUCACUCGCUCGCCCCUGGACCGGCAUCACCUCCCGACCUGGCUUCGUUCUGUGUGCUUUUAAUUUUGUGAGGCUUACACUCCCUUUCUCUUUGUUGGCUUGGCUCGCAUCACUGGGCAUGUGUUUAACCCACCACCUCUUUCCAAGGGUGCUAGAACGCUCUCCUGUUGUGAAGGUUAAUUUAGUUGUUAAGUGGAUAAUCAUUUCUUCCACGAAACCAGACACACGUAAAGCGCAAUGUGUUGCUGUAUAGACAGAACACAAGCAGAGAAGGAGAAGAGAGAGAGGGAGACACAGAAUCCAAAGCAGGCUCCAGGCUCCGAGCUGUCGGCACAGAGCCCGACACAGGGCUCGAACCCACAAACCAUGAGAUCAUGACCUGAGCAGAAGUCAGACGCUUUACCGACUGAGCCACCCAGGAGUGGCCCUCUCUUACCGUGCUCCCGAACCCACUGGCUGGAGCCUCGACUACACCCUGCCAGCGUCCGGCAUUUGGGCGGUGAAGGUACAGGUGCAUAGGAGCAUCUCUGUGGAGCAGGCGCUGGUCCGGGAGCUGGAUUGGGUGGCGGACAGGACAGACAGCCCUGCCGGACAGAGCUCGUGUUCCAUAGGAGGGCAAGCCCAACACAACAUGCAGACCAAUAAGGGGGGUGCAUUGGGAUGCCUAAGACAUCCCCACAACCGACCAUGAGAACCAGAGAAAAAUCCAGGACUUAUCCUGAGGGAUUGACGAUGCGCUGGGCUGACUGCUCACAGAGAGAAGAUUCCCAGCACCCCAAGACCCCAAGAUUCUGCAUCACCCUCUCAGUCACUGCCUUCUGUGGAUUCCGGGGUUCUUACAAAAGCAAGCAUCCUCCCUGCCGUGAGAUCUGCAGAGACCCAGGGCAAGGCGCAGGCUCUGUGGGCAGGGCCGGGACAGACGGAAGGACCUGUCAGACCUGCUCGUCGGCUGUUCAGCCCGUCGUGGGUCAGCCUGCCUUUGCUUCUCCCGGACAAGGAAGGCGAGGGCAUGGAGUCUGUGCCCGAGAGAGCAGGUGAAAGGAGGGGAAGGAAGGUUCCUACACCCAGCUGCCUGCUGCUGGUGUCUUUGGUGCCUGAACUUUGAGUUUUGGAGCAAGUCACGUGGCUCGAGAGCAGGCAGGCCAACUUGGCGCUGGCUUGGGGGGCUACUGCGCCCAGCCCCGUCCCGCCCCGCAGCCCGCAGAGAAGGGAGCCGGCGGCCGGCACCGCACCUGGCCACGGAGGGGACACCGGAUCCCAGCGCGCCGUGAGGACUGCCCGUGGGAAGGAGCUGGAGGGUCCUUGGUGAGCUCCUUCGUCCUCCUAGGGAUUGUGGGGGGCCGUUCACGGACGCGGGUUCUCCACCCACUAUUCCCCGUUUUCCUUAGUUUACAAGGGUUGAUUGGCUCUGCUUUUCCAGCAUUUUUACUACACAGACCUCUUCAAGAGGCAUUCGAGCCCCGCCGGCCCAGCUGGCCAUUUCCAAGGAAAAGGGCCAAAUCGCAGCAAUUCAGGGGUCUGAGAGGACGUCACCACAGCGCUGAGUGCAACGGAGGACAGAUGGAAAUGACCUACAUUCCCGAGCACGCGGUCAUGGCGACCCUUCACCGCACAGACUCGACGCUCACAGCCCUGGAUGAGGAGACGUUGUGGGACAUGAUGGAGAGCCACCGCCACAAGAUCGUGAGCAGCAUCUGCCCCAGCCGCCUCACGCCCUACCUGCGCCAGGCGAAGGUGCUGGACCAGCUGGACGAGGAAGAGGUGCUCCACAGCCCCAGGUUCACCAACACGGUCAUGAGAGUCGGGCACUUGCUGGAUUUGCUGAGGACUCGAGGGAAGAAUGGAGCCAUUGCCUUCCUGGAGAGCCUCAAGUUCCACAACCCUGACGUGUACACCCUGGUCACCGGGCUGCAGCCCAAAGGGGACUUCAGCAACUUCAGUGGGCUCAUGGACACGUCCAAGCUGACCGAGUGCCUGGCCGGGGCCAUCAGUAGCCUGCAGGAGGAGCUGGGCCAGGAGAAGGGGCACAAGGAGGCCCUGCGGCGGCGCUGUCGGCAGCUGCAGGAGCGCCUGGGCCAGGCGGAGGCCCGCGUGCGGAGCCUGGGCCAGCUGGAGACCGACCAUGACCGCGUGAAGCGCGAGGUGCUGAAGCUGAAGGAUGAGAUGCUCAGCCUGUCGUUGCACCACAGCAACGCGCUGCAGGAGAAGGAGCUGGCGGUCACCCGGUGCCGCAGCCUGCAGGAGGAGCUGUACCUGCUGAAGCAAGAGCUAGAACGCGAGAAGAUGUCUUCUUCCCACGAGCGGGACUGUCGAGAGCGUUCCCCGCAGAUGGCCGACGGCCUGGGGCCCGGGGACAAGGAGCUGACCCGCCUGAAGGAGGAGAACGAGAAGCUCCGGUCGCUGACGUUCAGCCUGGCGGAGAAGGACAUCCUGGAACAGAACCUGGACGAGGCCCUGGAGGGCACACAGACGCUGGUGGAGCGUAUCCACUCCCUGAGGCAGCGGGCCGUGGCCGCCGAGAGGCAGCGGAAGCAGUACUGGGAGGAGAAGGAGCAGACCUUGCUGCAGUUCCAGAGGACUAAGGUCGACUGUGACAUCUACAAGGAGAAGAUCAGCGCCCUACAGGGCCAGUUGCUGGAGCUGCGGCGAGAGCGAGACCAGGCCUACUCCGCGAGAGACGCGGCCCGGAUGGAGAUUUCUCAGAGCCUGACAGAGAAGGACGCCCUCCGCAGGAAAGUGUUUGAACUGACAGACCAGGUCUGGGAGCUGCGCCAUCGGCUUCACCAGCCACAGGCCGAGUCCCUGCGAGGGCCUGAGCAGGAAGCCGGAGCCCGGGAGCUGUGUCCAAAGGGGAAGCAGCGGCUCGUGCGCAUGUUGGCCAUCUGUCCGCGGGAUGACAGUGACCGCAGCUUCACCGAGUCUCAGCUCUGCUCUGACCUGAGCGCCACAUCCAGCCGUGAGCUGGUGGACAGCUUCCGGUCCAGCAGCCCCAUGCCUCCCAGUCAGCAGUCCCUGUACAAGCGGGCCGCAGAGGACUUCUGGGACGACCCCUGGUCUUUCAGCAGCUUCCCAGAAACCCUGCAGGUGGACCGGGGACCCUCCCCAGGGGCUAAGGCAGGUGCUGCAGACCUGGAUUAUGAGACUGUAGACCCGGCAGAACUUGCCGACUGUGACUGCCUGCAGCCAUCCUCCGGGGGCCUCUCCGUCUCAGCCAGCAGCGUCCCGGUGCGGAGGAGGCCGGCCCGCAAGAUCCUGAGCCAGGUCACCGUGCUGGCCUUCCAGGGGGACGAGCUGCUGGAGCAGAUAAGUGUCAUUGGCGGCAACCUCACAGGCAUCUUCAUUCACCGGGUCACCCCAGGCUCCGCGGCGGACGAGAUGGCCUUGCGCCCGGGCACCCAGAUCAUGAUGGUGGAUUACGAGGCAACGGAGCCCUCGUUCAAGGCCACCCUGGAGGAUACAACUCUGGAGCAGGCCGUCGGACUUCUCCAGAGGGUGAACGGCUUCUGCUGCCUGUCUGUGAAGGUCAACGUGGAGGGUUAUAAGAAGUUGGUCCAGGACCUGGAGGCCAAAGUGGCUACCUCGGGGGACUCCUUCUACAUCCGGGUCAACCUGGCCCUGGAGGCGAGGGCGGUGGGGGAGCUUCAGGUGCAAUGCAACGACAUCCUGCAUGUCACCGACACCAUGUUCCAGGGCCGCGGCUGCUGGCAUGCCCACCGCGUGGGCCCCUAUAGCACGAAGGGCACCGAGAGGGGCAGCAUCCCCAACUAUGCACGGGCUCAGCAGCUGCUCAUUGCUCUGAUCCAGCGGAGCACCAUCGCCUGCAAGCAGUCUUCUGGGGGAGCCCAGAAGCUGGUCCGCAUCGUCAGCGUGGACAGAACCAAGGCCAGCCCUGUGUGCUCGUCCUCUGAGGGGGCCCUGUCGGAGCGCAGCAAGCCAGAAGAGCCCUCCACCACGUGCUUCUGGGCCGAGACCUGCUUCACCCUGGUGCCCUACAGCCUGGUGCGUCCCCACAGGCCCAGCCGGCCCCGGCCCGUGCUCUUCGUGCCCAGGGUGGUCGGCAGGAUCCUGAGCGAGAAGCUGUGUCUCCUCCAGGGGUUUAAGAAGUGCCCAGCAGAGUACUUGAGCCAGGAGGAAUACGAUGCCUCCAGCCAGAGGGGGGACAUCAUCCAGGAGAAGGAGGCAUCCGGUGGCCGCUACUGGGUGACCCGCAGGGCCAUUGAGUCCCUCAUGGAGAAGAACACCCACGCCCUCCUGGACGUCCGGCUGGACAGCGUCCGUGCCCUCCACAGGUCGGAGAUCUUCCCCAUCAUCGUCCACAUCUCCGUCAACGAGAAGGCGGCCAAGAAACUCAAGAAGGCCCUGCAGCGGCUCAACACCUCGGAGCGGCAGCUCCUGGAGGCGGGCAGGCAGGAGGAGGGCGAGCUGGACGAAGUGCCCUGUCUGUACAGCAGCCUGGCCCCCGAUGGCUGGAGUGACCUGGAAACCCUGCUCGGCUGUGUCCGUUUGGCCAUCGCAGACGAGCAGAAGAAGGUUGUGUGGACAGAGAAGAGCCCCCGCUGACGCCCCCGGAGUCCCCUCCAGAAAUUGUGGGGACGUCCGAGUCCCCCCACAGGAGUCCCUGACAACGUGGCCCUGUGCGUUGAGCUCAGGGCCUCUCAGGCACAGCCCAGGGGGUGCUCACCAAACAAGCCCAGCUCUCCGGGCAUUGGCUCUCCUCUCUCACCAGGGUCUGACCUUGAACUACAUGCAGGGGACAAUGGGCAUUCGGACCAUCUCCUCCUCCUCCGAGGCUCCGCGUGGUCUGGAACCAGACGCCCCGAGAACAUUUCCGCAGUGGGGGCGUCUCCCGAGCCUUCCCAGAGCCAGAGGCCCCAGAUGUCCAGAAAACCACCUGUCGGACCCGAAUCACUGUACUUCCCUUUGCAAUUCAAUGUGCCAAAGGGCUUGUUCCAAAGCCACAGUGGCCGCAAGCUGGUAGCCCUGAUGACCCCCAUGGUCACUCCCAUCCCUGCCCAGAGCAGAGACACAACCCCUCUUGUAAUGUCAUCCUGGCUUUCUCAGCUCCUGACGGCAGACAGGUGCCUCAGUAACUCCAAUUUAGAGAGAUGUGUGUAUGUGCUGGGAAGCCUAGUUUCCCAGUGAUGGAAACAGUAUUUUCAGCGGUGCCUGGCGGUUUUGGGGGACCCGUGGGGGUCCUCGAGAAGCCUUCCACAGACACAUUGCACAAAUGCCAUCUGGGCUCCCCCUGAGCCUGGGAACUGCCCCCCUCUAACUGGGUACCUCCCCCUACCAGCUCCUUCUCCAGAGUAAAGCACCUUUACUCCACCUCCAGAGCUCAGGAGACAUUUGGGCGUGGCUUGGGCAGGGACCCCCGGGUCCC
Molecule: messenger RNA, 6053 nt
Organism: Acinonyx jubatus (cheetah)
Lineage: Eukaryota; Metazoa; Chordata; Mammalia; Carnivora; Felidae
Gene: CARD14
Product: caspase recruitment domain family member 14
Exons: 26
Coding region: 2234-5233 (999 amino acids)
Biological process (GO): regulation of apoptotic process
Molecular function (GO): protein binding
Source: RefSeq, a predicted model, not a curated record